GCCCAACCAUGAAGAGCCUCACGAAGAUGAGAGCGGGACGGGCAGACGCCGGCAAGGUCUACUUAGUCUACUUUGCCAAAUGGCCCGCGCGACGCGAGACUUGCUCAUCCCUACCCAGGUCCGGUAUCUCGAGACGCCGGCGCAGGAGGAGCAUUUGCAGAGCACGAGGGAGGAGGCGGGGCAGCACAUCAACCUCGAGGCCCCGGAUCCGGUCGAAGCUCUCGAAGCGGCCCGAAGGCCAGAAGAGCCACCCCGUAUGCCUUCAGAGCUCGACGAGGCUGAUGGGCCUGCAGCAAGGCUGGCAUCCGCAGCUACUGCACCUUUGGAAAAGGCCAAGCCCGCCGAGCCUGCCAAGGAGCCGGAAUCCACAACCGAGGCCUCGCGUUUGGCUCUGCCCUCGGAUGCAAUGCCCACGCAGGUUUCAGGAGGAGCCGCAGCAGGUGCGAAGGAAGUGCCAUUGCAUCCUGCGGAUGCUGCCCCGGAGCAAAAGGAAGCCGCCGAGCCCUCCGAGCCCGCCACGGAGGAGCCGGAGUCCAAAGCCGAGGUAGCCAUCUACAGCCUGCGGGACGAGGACGGCCUGCUGGCGUACUGCAGGGAUGCCAAGGUGCGGCUCGUCCGCGCCGAUUUCCUCCGGGAGCUCCUGGCAGAGGGCCGCACCAUGCCCCGGCGCCAGGAAGCCGAGGGGAUGCGGACCAAGGACGGCCGCCCGGCCCUGCUGGCCCAGGAGGAGCUGGAGGCGAAGCUGCCAGGCGGCCAGGUGGGCUUCACCCACCGCUUCUCGGUCAUGGCUCUGUCGCACUCGUGGGAGAGCCGCGAGAUCCCGGACGUGGCCAGGUUCCAGCUGGGAGUGCUGGUAGAAGCAUUGGACACCUUCGCGGAGAUCCUGGAGAAGAUCGCCCCGGCCCAGAAACUCGCAGAGGACUGGGAGGCGGCGAUCUUCGUCGAUUACAUCUGCUUAUAUCAGUUCCCAAGAACUGAAGAGCAGGACGUCUACUUCGCGAAGGGCAUGGCCCACAUGCACCUCCUCUACGCGCAUGAUGAUACCUGGUCACUAAGGAUCGAGGACCUGACGCCCGGCCUCCACGACCGGCCCCGGCCCGAGCUGCCUGGGACCGCUAAGGUCUUCUACCUCCCCGACAACGCCGUGACGGAUGUGGCGCUGGCCGAGCUGCGGGACACCGACGAGACAGGUAGCUGCGGUGCGGGAUGCCACUUCGGCUGCAGCCCGCCCUGCCCGCAGCUGCACCGGAACAGCACGCCGUACCUGCAGCGCGGCUGGUGCAGGGCGGAGGUGCAGUGGUCGCUGGCCCGGACUGCCCCCUGGAGGAGCAUCAGGAUUCCCUUCCGCGAAGGCCGGAACUCAGAGGCGCCCAUGGCGCCCGCGGAGUUCCGCGCCCAAGCGGAGAAGGGGACCCUGAAGUUCACUCACAGGUCGGACCUGGAGCCGGUGCUGCAACUCCAGGCCAAGGUCUUUCGGGAGAAGGCGGCCGAGGCCACGGAGCUGGUUCUGGUGCAGCUGCCCGAAGCCCAGGUGCAGGUGCUGGCCCGGGCGCUGCCGCACUACGAGCGGCUGGAGGUGGUGGAAGUGGACAACAGCGAGCUGGCCGGCGAGGGCUUCCAGGCAGGAGAGCGCGCGCCCCUGCAGAGCAUGCCCCGAGCCCUGGUGCGGGCGCUGCCGUGGAGCCGCCUGCGAGAUCUGGAGCUGACGGACUCCGGCUUCGGAGAUGCAGAGGCCGAG
This is a messenger RNA of Symbiodinium natans, 1738 nucleotides long. The record is from the annotation of a GenBank genome assembly. NCBI's taxonomy places the organism in Eukaryota, Dinophyceae, Suessiales, Symbiodiniaceae.